Messenger RNA from Miscanthus lutarioriparius, 2286 nucleotides. The record is from the annotation of a GenBank genome assembly. Lineage: Eukaryota; Viridiplantae; Streptophyta; Magnoliopsida; Poales; Poaceae.
AUGGGCGCGAGCCAUCUUGAGCAAACCAAUGCUCUCUUCAGGAAAAAUCUUGUAAUCCAGAGGCGCGCCUGCAAGACGAACUGCUGUCUGAUCUCGUUCCCGCUGCUCCUCUGCUCCGUCAUCGGCGGCCUACAGAUCGCCAUCAACCACGCAUCGUCGUCGCAGGGAGAGGGAGCUGCGAGUCCUGCUACCCAUCUCGACUGCAGCUGCAGCAACGUCAGCGUAGACGAGAACGCGAUGGGAGGCAUAGAAUGCCCAGACGAGUGCCCGUUGCCUCGCGCGCCCAAAGAACCCCCUGUCCUCAAGAUCCCAUUUCUCAAGUACCGGGCGGUUCAAGACGGGCUCUUCCCGUUCACUGAUCUCCCAGAUGCGUCGUGCAGGGUCAAUGGGUCUUGCGCGGCAACAUUCCUUGUCACUGGCGGCAACCACUCUUUUGUAGAAAGUGUGAUGGAUAACAUUUUCCCUGCUCAUAGUUCUUCAGUGAACUUGUCGGCAGAUGUUUCUGCGUUGUCUGAUUUUGUUCUGGCAGAUUAUGGAGGAUCUUUUCUUCAGAACAAGUGCUUCCCUAACUUGACACUUUCUUAUCCAGUUCAACAUGGCAAUCGUACCGUAAUUUUGACAAACCUUGUAUAUGAGAGACAAAAUAAGCUAAGGAUAAUGAUGAAGAUGCAUGGUCUUGGAGAUUUACCGUAUUGGACUAUAUCCUAUUGCUAUUUUCUACUAUUGUCGCUGCUUUAUGUGCUGUCCUUCAUGCUAUUUGGUUCUGCCCUUGGUUUAACAUUCUUCCGCCAGAACAACUAUGGCGUGCAGUUUGUAUUCUAUUUUGCUUACAUGAAUUUGCAAAUUUCAUUUGCAUUUCUUAUGACAACAUACUUCUCUAGUGUGAGGACAGAUACCGGAAGCUGGAUCACACUUAUGGAACUUUUACCUGCAUUUUCCUUAUACCGCAUUGUCUAUGAAUUCUCACGAUUUGAACGGCAUGGAAAUUAUAUGGCCUCCUCGGGGAUUCAAUGGACUGAUAUGACUAAUCCAGAAAAUGGAUUGGCAGGUGUACUUAUCAUUAUGGUACUAGAAUGGUUCGUAUUCCUUUUAUUUACAUUCUAUUUGGAUCGUUUUCAUUCCAUCAAAGACGGAAUGAGAAAAGCAGCAGUAUUUGUUCGCUCCCGCGUAAAUGGGAACCAUGUUGAAACUGCUCAGCAGCAGAACAUACAACUUCAGGAGUUCAGAGCUUCCGUUGAAAUGGAGAGAACAGAUGUCAUCAGAGAGAGAGAGAUAGUUGAACAGAUAUCAAAAGAAUCUCGCAGAAGCUAUUCAGUCAUAUGCGUCAAUCUUGAGAAAGUGUACCGUGGACAAGAUGGAAAUGCAGAUAAAAUUGCAGUUAGAGGGAUAUCCAUUUCUAUGUCACGUGGUCAGUGUUUUGGCGUUCUUGGUCCAAAUGGUGCGGGAAAGACCACUCUUAUUAACAUGCUGACCGGAUUUUGUAAACCUACCGCUGGCACCGCAUACAUUGAAGGGAUGGACAUAUGCUUCGACAUGGACCAAAUAUAUACAGGAAUUGGUGUUUGUCCACAGGAUGACUUGCUAUGGGAAAACCUGACUGGUCGCGAGCAUUUGUUGUUCUAUGGCAGGCUUAAGAGAUUAAAGGGUGCAGCAUUAGCUGAGGCCAUUGAACAAUCUUUGAGAAGUAUGCACUUGCUUGCCGGUGGUGUUCCUGAUAAACUCGUCGGAAAGUACAGUGGUGGUAUGAAACGUCGUCUCAGUGUUGCUAUCUCUCUAAUUGGUGAUCCUAAGGUUGUUUAUAUGGAUGAACCAAGCUCUGGUUUGGAUCCAGCAUCAAGGAAAAACUUGUGGAAGGCUGUGAAGUCUGCGAAACAGGAUAGGACAAUAAUUCUCACAACGCACUCGAUGGAAGAGGCUGAUGUUUUGUGCGACCGGAUUGGAAUCAUCGCAAAUGGUAGCUUGCAGUGCAUUGGGAGCUCCAAAGAGCUGAAAGACAGGUACGGAGGCUCAUGUGUGCUGACAGUAACAACUCCGGCCGGCGAGGAGGAGGAGGAGAUCGAGAGGCUGGUCCAGUCCAUCUCGCCCGCGGCCAACAGGGUGUACCGCGUCUCGGGAACGCAGAAGUUCGAGCUGCCGAAGCAGGGUAUGAAGAUCUCCGUGGUUUUCAGGGCCAUGGAGCAGGCGAAGAGCAGCCUGCACAUCCUUGCCUGGGGCCUGGCUGAUACGACGCUGGAAGACGUCUUCGUCAGAGUGGCCAAGCAGAGUGACAUGUCCACUGUGACCUGA